AUGUUAUCAGGAAAAGAUUUGCAUGACUAUCAUACCGUUUGAUAUGUAUUCAGAUAUAUCACGAAAACGCACUGCUUGUACGCUACGAGAAACUGAAUAUGUUAUCGCGUUGAAAGAUUUCAGAUUUUCAAUGUGUAGUGAAACGUCAAGUAUUUAUGGUUCUCGUGAUAAGUUGAGUUUGAAGCAUACGUUUUACGAAAUGAAUUUGUCUAGAAAUAGUCUUGUAUUAAUCUAUCAACCGUGGUAUAUAGGCUAUAGAUUAAACUAACAAGAUCUAUUGAGGUGGGAUUUUUUAUAAGAUGAUUGUGGAAAUUAUAUAUAUAUAUAUUAGAGAUAUUUCGAAGUCUAUACUUAUCGUUCAUUUUUCUAGAAACCUAUAAUUUGAAUUCAAUCCGAACGUCGGUAUACAACGGAAAUUGUUCAAUCGAGUGCGUAUUUUGAUAAAGUUCAUUCGAGCGUUAUCUUAGCUCCUCGGCGUGUUCAAGCAGACGAUAGCACGUCGGGGUUUAAAUAAGUAGGGUCGUAGACAAAUUUUACAAGAAAUUUCCAAAGAAUUAUGAGCAAUUCGAUAGCAUUAUAUAAUUGAAAGUAUUGUAAUUGGAUUACCCGUUUGGGGAUUUUAAAGAUUUCAUUGAUAUAAUAUUGAGAACGCACAGCGUAUUGGUGCAGUAUACUAUUUCAGAUCCCAGAGCUGUUUAAAUAGAUUAUCACGGAUGGGCAACGAAAUGCAAUACACUAUAUAUUUUCUGGUUUGUAACAGAAAUCAAUAUUGUUUAUUGAUGACAGUAACGAACAUUAUUUACAUAGACAUAGGCGUGUAUUAGUUACGACUCUAAAUUCAGUAUUCCCGUAGUGUGCGUACCAACCAAGUUAGGGUUGGGCCAUAAUUUUAUUCCAAUUUUCCUUAGUUUAGUUUUAUUACGAGUGCGGGGAUUGUCUGUGUUAGCCAAGUGAAUAUACCCCCCUGCUCAUAGGUUUCAGUCUCUUUACACAACUUGAUGUAAAGUAGGCGAACAAAAUUAUUUACCACCAUAUUGGUACACACACUUCUGGAGCGCUCUAAAUUCAAUAAUUUGGUCGAAUUGAAUGUAGUUGCUUAUGAAGAAUUUUUUAAUUUGGAGAAUUAGCGAGGAUAACUUUUAAUCGUAAUUAAUCGUUGAAAUACGCUGCCCUGAUUUACCCUUUUUACUAAAAUUAGAUUUUAUAAUUUAUGUUAUGGUCUGUCUUCGUGUAAACCUGCUUACAAAGUUAGGUGUACUCGUAUUAUUUCAAGUCGCAGCUUUAAUUAUCUACAAUUCGCAAGACAUCGAUCCCGAGCCAAGCGUACACCUUGCCGGUGAUACCGUAGAUUAUAGUGCGGAAUAUCGAAUUAUACAGUUCUACAAACACCAGGGAAUACCCCAAGAUUACACCUACCAUGAUGUCUCUAUUGCCACACAAUGUUCGGUCAACCAUUUGCACCAUUUGGUGGAGUUAGCAGAGCGAUGGAAGGGACCAAUAUCCUGCACAGUGUUUGCCCCGAAUUUGGAUGCAAGUUAUGCCGAUGAUGCAAUAGAUAUAUUGAGAAAAUGCUUCUCGGAUAUCCGUAAAUACGUGGAUUUUCACCUUGUGUACCCGGCACAGCAUCCCGCUGAUGUGAGCAAAGUUGGUGUCUGGCAAGAUCUAUCGUGUUCUGCACUUCUGGACAAAUUACAAAACUAUGGUUAUCAGAACUAUGUCGUUGGAAAUAUCCCAUUCCCUCAUAAUAUACUGAGAAAUGUUGCAAGGAAGGGAGUUAUAACUGAAUUUGUACUACUUAUUGAUAUCGACACAAUGCCAAACCUUGAGUUACGUCAGGAGUUUAACAAUUUUGCGUAUCGUCAUUCCUUAUUUGGACUUUUAACGGAGCAAACUGUUUUUGUUGUCGCUGCUUUCGAAAUAAAGAAAGGUAUCAAAAUGCCAUCGAACAAAACUGAACUCUUAUCUGGGAUUCGUACUGGUACCGUACGAACCUUUCACAAUGAGACUUGCUGGUGGUGCCACAGAAGCGAAAAUUUUGAUCUUUGGCGAAAAAUUCCACAGGUUUCGAAUCUUGAAGUCGCUUUUUAUGCUGAUUGGGACAAAAGUUGGGAACCUUUCUACAUAUCACAUCGUAAUGUUCCUCUUUUUGAUGAGAGAUUUAAACAAUAUGGAUUCGACAGAAUUCAACAGAUAUGCGAGCUACACAUAGCAGGAUAUAAAUUUGCAGUUCUCAAUAACGCAUUUGUUGUCCAUCACGGUUGGAAGUUCAGAGGCAACUUUUACGCAAAUAAAGACAAAGACAACGCUCAAAACUGGAUCCUGUUCAAUUAUCAUUUUAAGGAUGAUCUACAAAAGAAAUACAACACAAACAGAACGUGUUCACCUGUUGAACUUUGGAUUCCUCCAGGAAAAAGGAGAUCAGCACCGCAACCAAUAUCUCAUGGACGCGGCGUUGUUGCAAGCCGUUUCAAGCCCAACAUUUUGAAGGAAGGAGCAAGAUAAAAAGUGGAAGUAACUGUGAACAACUGUAACUGAAAAAAUUAUGAAGAUCUUAUGAGGAAAUGAAACACAUGUUUGCUAUGAUGGUAAUAGUUGGUCGUGGCAGUUCCUCAACUGAAUUUUGAUUUUGUCUAUAAGAAAAUCACUUUAGAUUGCCUGAUAUCAGUUAUAUAUAUAACUUAUGUAAUGGAAUUAUUUAAACAAGUAAUACACAUCAAAUAGAUCAUAUAGCACGUGCGCUAAUAAGAUUUUGUUAUUUAAAAAUUAUUAUUUCUUUUUUCUUCAAUAAAUUAUUUCUCAUUUCCGUUUACAUCGCGAAUAUAUAUCAACGAUGCCAAAGGUAUCACCGAAGUGCAAGAUUCUGAUUUGGCCUCUUGACCAUUUGAAUCGAAUCUCAGAUGGAUUGAUGCCAGAACAAUAAUUGCUAAAUCAGACAAGUUAAUUUAGUGGAACGACGUCUUUUUAGGAAGGGAGGACUGCCAGCUCAGACGAACAAGUGUUGAUAUAUAUAUAUAUGAUUUAUAAAAUGAGCUAAGAUAUAUUUGGUCGAUGAGAUUUUCAAAAAUCCUUUGAACCAUGAUUAUUUAACGUUCGUGGCGUGAAAUUGGCCAAUGAAAGUUGGAUCUCCUCAUCGUGCUCAACAAUGUGUCUUUGCUUGGGGUGUCUCUAACAUUUUACCGAACAAUAUAUCUAUGCUAUAUCAGAACGUAGCAUGAAUUC
Molecule: messenger RNA, 3219 nt
Organism: Styela clava
Lineage: Eukaryota; Metazoa; Chordata; Ascidiacea; Stolidobranchia; Styelidae
Product: beta-1,4-glucuronyltransferase 1-like
Biological process (GO): protein O-linked glycosylation via mannose
Cellular component (GO): Golgi apparatus
Molecular function (GO): glucuronosyltransferase activity
Source: RefSeq, a predicted model, not a curated record